AUGGUUGUCUACAUUCAUCGCGAAUCUCUUUACUACCGGAGACGGCCGAGCGAGUUUGCUUAUACUGAGAUUGUUAAGGCCAGCGAUUCUCGCGGGAAGAAUGUGGCAAGAAUUUGCGUGGCCGUCGAUACUGAUUUCCUGGCUAAACUCGAUUGCCCGGAGCUCAUCAGGCGUGGCCCACCGUUGAAGAUGCCGCCGCCUUUCUAUUCUGCAACCAAGGACCGAGUAACGGCUCACUUCACACCGACAUACAUUCCUCUGGACAUGCCCCUGCCCACUGUCGGGAUAGAUCUCUCGACUCGUGAUCCUCUAGGCUUGAAGGUCUUUGCUUGNNNNUGUUAUUUCCUCCGCGGAAAGCACUGUUGA
Messenger RNA from Perkinsus marinus ATCC 50983, 366 nucleotides. RefSeq lists its product as hypothetical. Lineage: Eukaryota; Perkinsozoa; Perkinsida; Perkinsidae. The record is from RefSeq and is a predicted model, not a curated record. The transcript has 4 exons. The coding region runs from base 1 to 366 and encodes 121 amino acids.